AUGAGCGCGUGGGGCGACGGCAGCGGAGACGGCAACCCGGACGAGUGCAAGCUGCUGAGCGGCAGCUUCGCGGCGGGGCUGCAGGUUCUCUUGGGGCUCAUCGCCAUGUCCGUGCUCGUGCUCAAGCGGCUGCGCGAGGUGCCGCGACGCCCGCUCAUGGUGUGGGCUUUCGACGCCUCCAAGCAAAUGAUCGGCGCCACGUUCGCGCACGUGGCGAAUCUGCUCAUCGCCAUCCUGCUCUACUCGUACCAACAGGAGCAACUCACGGACGAAGAAGCUGUGGACCAGUGUGCGCUGUAUUUCGUGAAUUUCACGUUGGAUACGACUUUUGGCGUCUUCCUCAACUACGUCCUGCUCUCCGGCGUGGUGUUGCUGGCCCAUCGCUUCGGCUGGACGUCACUUAAAACUCCUGGAGACUACGGUAUUCCCAUCCGCGUUCGCACGUGGCUGCUGCAAGUGAUUUCGUGGAUCAUCGUCAUCUUCUCGUGCAAAUUCUUCAUCGCGUCCCUCAUCGUGGUGUUCGAGAAGCCGCUGGGAGCGUUCGCCGUGCUGCUGUUCAAGCCGCUGGACAAGCACCCGGAGGUCGAGUUGGCGCUCGUCAUGAUCGCGUGUCCGUGUUUGAUGAACGCGCUGCAGUUCUGGAUCCAGGACAAUUUCCUAAAGAAGGAUGUUCGGGACGAAAGUUUCCUCGUGGCGCAGGCGGCGCAGUCCCCCGCUGGAAGUUUGAACGGCGACGGCAAAUUGCCCAGUUUGGGUACGCCUACUGACGACGAGUGCAGCGAGCCCGGAGAGGGAGACGUCAAACUCGCAGUAGUGACCGACAUCAGCAACAAGCGAGAGGCAGAUCCCAAGCAGCUCAAACUCGACCUCUCGUCCGUGUGA
Molecule: messenger RNA, 882 nt
Organism: Phytophthora sojae
Lineage: Eukaryota; Oomycota; Peronosporomycetes; Peronosporales; Peronosporaceae
Exons: 3
Coding region: 1-882 (293 amino acids)
Cellular component (GO): membrane
Source: RefSeq, a predicted model, not a curated record